Messenger RNA from Medicago truncatula (barrel medic), 2427 nucleotides. Its product is annotated as proton pump-interactor 1. The record is from RefSeq and is a predicted model, not a curated record. The transcript is spliced from 8 exons. NCBI's taxonomy places the organism in Eukaryota, Viridiplantae, Streptophyta, Magnoliopsida, Fabales, Fabaceae. Bases 242 to 2071 code for a protein of 609 amino acids.
AUGAUGUCUCUUUCUCAUUCUCUCUCUCUACAUCUAUAUCUCUCUCUCUAAACGGGUUCUUGAGUAAACCUGCACGUGGAGGAAGAAGAAGAAAACAGAGCGAGAUCUGACCCAUUUUUCAAUUUUGGGUUUUUACAUAAACUCUUUAUUGGAUUUGGAGACCCUUUUUCAAAAGGGGUCUUCUUCUUUACGAAUCUUCUUAGCUCUAUACUCUGGUAUCUUGGAUUUUGUAGUUGGAGCUAUGUCGGUUGAGAUUGUGGGAUUCGAGAUGGUUCAAGGACCAAUGGAUAACGGUGUUGAAGGAGACAAACCUGUUGCUCUUGAAAAGGAGAAUGGAAAGCUGGAGAAAGAUGUGGGAGCUGGUGAGACCAUCAAGUUUGGGUCACAUGGAGAUGAAUCUGCGAAAGUGGAAGUCAACGAUGUUGCUGAUUCCAAUACCCCGAAAGAUGCUGCUGAAGAAUGGCCUGCACCUAAGCAGAUUCAUUAUUUUUACUUUGUCAGAUGCAGGCCUUAUGAUGAUCCAUCCAUCAAAGCUAAGAUUGAUCUGCUUGAUAAGGAGAUCAGCAAGAAAAAUCAAGCUCGGUUUCAGAUCACGGAAGCGCUGAAGGCAAAGAGGUCGGAAAAAUCUGAGUUGAUUUCUCAGAUUAAGAUUCUAAGAGAGGACAACAGGCAAUAUCAGAGUCUUUUUGAUGAGAAAAUGAAAGAGAUUGAGCCUCUGCAGCAGGCACUGGGAAAGCUGCGCAAUUCAAAUAAUGCUGGUCGGGGCGGUAUCUGCCAAUCCGAGGAGGAACUUAACAAAUUCAUAAAUGGCUUACAGUACCGCAUUCAGCACGAGAGCAUUCCAUUGACUGAAGAAAAGCAAAUCCUCCGUGAAAUCAAACAGCUUGAGGGGACAAGGGAGAAAGUCAUUGCCAAUUCUGCAAUGAGGACCAAGUUGCAUGAUACUAUUGGGCCGAAAGAUACCAUCCAAGACCAGGUUAAGCUUAUAGGUGGGGAUUUGGAUGGAGUGAAGAAAGAGAGACAGGCGAUUCGGUCCAAAAUCAAGCAAAUUGAUGAUGUGCUGAAAGCCAUUGACAUCGAUAUCCAGUCUCUGCAGGCAGAACUGGUAGCUGUUACUCAGAAGAGGGAACAAGCUUUUGAGAGCAUUCAGAAGCUGAGGAAACAGCGUGAUGAGGGGAACUCCUAUUUCUACCAAAGUCGUACACUUUUGACCAAGGCACGUGAGCUGGCUGCUAAGAAAGACGUUGCUGCUAUUGAUGAACUUUCUCAGACAGAGGGUGAGAAAUUCAUGGCACUUUGGAACGGCGGCAAAGCUUUUAGGGCUGAUUAUGAGAAAAGAAUUUUGUCAUCGUUGGACAUGCGGCAGCUGAGUAGGGAUGGGCGCAUAAGGAACUGGGAUGAAAAACCACUGCUGGAAGAACCGAAACCUGCUGCUGAACCUGAGGCAUUACCAAAACCUGUCGCAAAACAGCCAAAGGAAGCGCCUAAGCCUUCUCCAGUUGAAACUUUGCCAGCUCAAAAAGAAACCAAAUCCAAAGGGAGGGAUUUGGCAGCAAUUGAUGAUGAUUAUGAAUUUGAAAAUCCUCACAAGGAGGCCCCUGCUGCAAAAGAGCCUGAAAUUGAUCCAGCAAAGUUGAAAGAGAUGAAAAGAGAAGAGGAAAUUGCAAAAGCAAAGCUUGCUGCUGAAAGGAAGAAGAAGAUGGCAGAGAAAGCUGCAGCAAAAGCAGCUCUCAAAGCACAAAAGGAAGCUGAGAAGAAACUUAAGGUCCUCGAAAAGAAAGCAAAGAAGAAAUCUGGAGCUGUUGCCACUCCCCAGGAGGAACAGGAAGCUGCAGAAGUCGAGGCUACUGAACAAGAAAAGGUGGAUGAUGUUGUUGAGGCCCCUGCCCCAGUGAAGGAAAAGGUCACAAAGGAGAGCAGUGUCAGGUCCAGAAGCCGAGCAAAAGCACCAGAGGCGAUCCCAAAAGCUAUCCUGAAGCGGAAAAAGUCCAACAAUGACUUGCUUUGGACUGGUAUUGCUGUCUUGCUAAUCCUGAUGCUGUUGGGGCUUGCAUACAUCUAUUUUGUCUAAAGAAGAAGUUUAGUCCUAGAAGGAGUCUGUGAAACCAAUCUUCCUAAUGGAUGGUUAGGUUUAUGAGGUAGCUUAAGUUAUUUCUGUUCUUAUACAUCCUUAGGGGAAUUGAGUUGAGAAACACAUAUACUCCUGUUGUGCUUUUGCUCCUGUCUUUGGAAAAAAAGCUAUAUACACUAGUUUGGAUACUUAAUUUUCAAAUUUUGUUCAGAUUUCAUGUUACUGGAAGGUUUGGUGUUGUUGUGAUAUAGUUAAAUUUUCGGCGGAGGGAAUAGUAGCCAUGAUAUACUUUACAGAAUUCAAUUGUUGGUUAGUUUUGAUGGUAGACAAUAAAAUCACAUGGCUUGGAAAUUAAA